Messenger RNA from Drosophila ficusphila, 2001 nucleotides. RefSeq lists its product as uncharacterized. The transcript has 2 exons. The coding region runs from base 1 to 1947 and encodes 648 amino acids. Lineage: Eukaryota; Metazoa; Arthropoda; Insecta; Diptera; Drosophilidae. The record is from RefSeq and is a predicted model, not a curated record.
AUGCAGUCGAAAAGAGAGAAGCUCCUCUUGAUUUGCUAUUUAUUGAUAGUUUGUUUAUCCUACUCGACAUGUAAGCAUACGAAAUACUUUGUGGAUAGCGCUUAUUGCAAGAUGCCCUUUGUGGAUCCCUUCAGUCGGGAUGUAAUGUCAACAUUUCGGACUCAAAAGCUGAAAGUCUGCCACCACGAUAAAGAUUUGAUCACACCUGAGUUCGACCCAAUAACAAAGCGCUACCGUUUGCACAUACACAAGGAGUAUGUUAAUGGUACGAAAGGAAAUAUAACACUGAAUUGUUCUUACCAGAAAAUUUCAAGAAGCAGUAAAGUUUUGACUCCAGAUAACUCUUAUCGUUUAUCGUACCGCCGUGCGUUACCUCAUCAUUUACUACUGCCAAAGGAUGUUGAAUUUCUUACCACCUCAUGCUCAACCAAAGACAAUGGUGGAAACUCAACAGUCUUUCAACAAGAUGGUUUUGCUCUUGUUCAGGAUAAAUUCACGCCUAAGCAGUUGAAGGAGAACCGCAGGAUAAUGAACUCAAAGGACGUGCCCAAGCCAAGUGUGGUAAUUAUGGGUCUGGAUUCCACCUCCCGCAUGAACCUAAGACGAUCGAUGCCCAAAGUAUCGAAGUAUGUCGACCAAGAGGGGUGGUUCGAGAUGCAGGGAUACAACAAGGUUGGCGAUAACACGCUCCCCAAUCUGUUGGCUGUACUCACUGGAGAUGCGAGCACAGGCCCUAGAAAUGGAUGCUCUCUAAGAGACCGAGGUUGCCUGGACAAGUUCAACUUCAUCUGGAAGAGGUACAAGGAAGAGGGAUAUACAACCGCUUACGCUGAGGACUGUGAGCUGUACAGCACAUUCAACUACAUAAUCCCGGGGUUCGUACAUCAACCUGUGGAUUAUUAUCUGAGACCCUUUCUAUAUGCCGCCGAAGAUAGCAUGAAGCUGACUUCGUAUUUAACAAACGCAUAUUGUGUGGGCCGCCAUUUGAGCUUCAGAUACGUUUGGGAUUUCGGUCAACAGUUUAUUCAGCGAUUUUUGAAGGAGGCUCCCUUAUUUGGAUUUCUGUGGAGCAAUAGCUUUACCCAUGAUUCCAUGAGCGGAGCCUCGGCUUUGGAUAACCUUUUCAAUGAGUAUUUGGAUAACUUCCAAACGCUGGGACUCUUUAAUCGUUCGGUGGUGAUUUUUAUGAGCGAUCAUGGAGAUCGGUUCAACAACCUGAGAAACAGUCCCUCCGGCUUUCUUGAAGAGCGCCUUCCCAUGAUGUUUAUUCAUGUGCCACCUUGGUUCAAGGAGAAGUAUCCCCAGUAUGUAGAAAAUCUAAAGAAAAACCGCAACCGCCUGUCUUCAAACUAUGAUCUUCAUAUGACCUUGCACCACCUUCUUCAGCUUAACAAUUCCUCGAUGUCUGAUUUCAAUUCAAGUCUUCAGGCGGCCAAGUGUAAAAAUUGUCAAUCGCUGUUCUUUGAGCUUCCAGUUAAUCGAACUUGUGCAGAAGCGGGCAUUGAUGAAAAAUGGUGCACUUGCCAUCCACCGGAAAAAGUCAACGAUCCCAAGCUAAAUCAGGAAAUUGGUCAGACUAUAGUGGACACCAUAAACCAACAUUUUCGGGAGAAAAAUGUCACUGAUACUUGUCACGAAUUAAGGUUAGGUCACAUCCGCCACGCGUAUAGAAAGAUGAUCCUGGCAACAGCCGACAAGCCUUCGGAUCCGGAUGAGCACAUUUACACCAUGGAGUUUUGGACUCUUCCCAAAGGACUGUUUGAAGCCACUGUAAAGUGGAAUAAGCGAACUCAAGUUCUGACCAUGAACGUAGACGAACUGAGCAGGUUGAAUACCUACGAAAAGGAUUCCUGGUGUGUGAAGGAGGCUCAUUUAAAAAAGUACUGCAUUUGCUAUGAAGCACUAACAACUACUACACACUCUCUAAAUUUCAGAAGUUCCUCCUGAAUUCUUUACUAUGCAUGUUUAAAUAAAUAAACCUCUUAUCUCUAUGAAAAGUUA